Sinocyclocheilus grahami is the source of this 823-nucleotide messenger RNA. RefSeq names its product calcium and integrin-binding family member 3-like. Lineage: Eukaryota; Metazoa; Chordata; Actinopteri; Cypriniformes; Cyprinidae. Gene Ontology annotation, molecular function: magnesium ion binding; calcium ion binding. The coding region runs from base 20 to 562 and encodes 180 amino acids. Gene Ontology annotation, biological process: calcium ion homeostasis. The record is from RefSeq and is a predicted model, not a curated record. The transcript is spliced from 7 exons.
UUGCCAUGGAGCUGCAAGAAUGGGGAACAAACAGACCAUCUUUACAUCCCAGCAACUGGACGCAUAUCAGGACUGCACUUAUUUCACCAGAAAAGAAAUUCUGAGACUGUUUCAUCGAUACCGAGAUCUGGCUCCGCAGCUCGUGCCGCUGGACUACACGAACCAACCGGAAGUGCGUUUGCCCUACGAGCUGAUCGGCAGCAUGCCGGAGCUGAAGAGCAGUGUUUCUCAACCAGGGGUCCAUGGACCCCUCGUGGUCCUUGACAUAAGGCCAGGGGUUCACUCACAAACUGAAUCGUUUGCAGCGGUUUCUCACAGAAAUAGUAACAGGAAAGGAAAAAGAGACUUCAACAACGAUGACUUCAUCUGUAAAUCAGAUCUGGAGAAAACCUUAAAUAAGCUGACUCGUAACGAGCUGACCGAGGAUGAGGUGAGGAUGGUGUGUGAGAAGGUGAUUGAUGAAGCUGAUCUGGACAAUGACGGCCGUCUGUCUCUAGAGGAUUUCCAGCACAUGAUCGUGAGAGCGCCUGACUUCCUCAGCACCUUCCACAUCAGGAUAUGAAGAUCAUCUGGACACUGAACAACAGGACAAUUACUUUCUAAAGAAGAUCUUCUGCUGCAGAUUCAGAAGUCAGGGACAGAUGUUGGCUUAUGUUACAAUUUUAAACACAGAAAUAAAGAAGGCACCUGUUUAAUAAAAUAUAAGGAUACUUCUCUUAAACAUAAGCAAAUACUGUGCACCCAAAAAGCAAAGUUUAUUUUUUUUAGUCAACCAUAUAGAGCUACAGCAAAUCGACACCUGAAAAUAACUCAUCCGUCAAUA